Molecule: messenger RNA, 490 nt
Organism: Prosopis cineraria
Lineage: Eukaryota; Viridiplantae; Streptophyta; Magnoliopsida; Fabales; Fabaceae
Exons: 1
Source: RefSeq, a predicted model, not a curated record
AUGACCAUAAUCAAAUCAGUUGUGUCUUCUACAUGCAUUUAUCAAUUGUCUUGCUUUCUUCUAACAAAGGAAAUUGUGGGUAAGCUUGAUUCAAAAUGUGAUGAUUUUUUCUGGGGUGCUGCGGAAAAUGAUAAAAUAAAGAUACAUUUGAAAGCCUGGAAAAAACUUUGCAAGAACAAAAAGGAGGGAGGCCUGGGAUUUAGAUCUUUUUAUAAUUUCAACUUGGCACUUCUUGCUAAACAAUCAUGGAGGAUAAUAUCAGCAAAUGAUUCUUCUUUGAUUGGUUCAACCCUUAGAAGGAAAUAUUUAGAAACUCUGAUAAAAGGGGAAAAAGAACUUAAACCGACUUUCUCUUGGAUGAUGAAGGAUGUGGUCAAAGCUUCUCCUAUCGUGUCUAGCAACCUGAAAUGGCAGGUUGGCUCAGGGAAGUCCAUUCCCUUUGAUCAUAUUAAGUGGUUCCCGGUUCAUGAAGACAAGAGAUGCCUGUUAG